This is a messenger RNA of Cladophialophora carrionii CBS 160.54, 711 nucleotides long. RefSeq lists its product as uncharacterized. Bases 1 to 711 code for a protein of 236 amino acids. The transcript is spliced from 4 exons. The record is from RefSeq and is a predicted model, not a curated record. Lineage: Eukaryota; Fungi; Ascomycota; Eurotiomycetes; Chaetothyriales; Herpotrichiellaceae.
AUGUCUCGACCUAAAGCUUGGGCUGCUGAACUGGCACAGGCGCCUCUUAGGCAGAGAACAGACUCUUCCAAUGGUGAGACUGAGGCCCUUACGUCAAUCAAAGGUGGCCUGUUAUGGGCAGACAAUACCCGCGAUGACGGGGUUGAUUCCACGCUACGGCGCCCAGAAGAAUGGCGGUCUCGGUGGGAAGUAGGAAGGACCGGCUCCGAGAGCAACCAUAAUGACUCAGUCCUCAUUCCUUCAACUGACAAGGAGUCUCGGUUGGCCACUCAAGCGAACGAAAAGCGUACGGCAAUCCUCGAGGCACAAAACAACCACCUCAUGCGCCUGGCGAGCGCCAAAAAUGCUGUGAACGAUAGACAAGCAGGCCACAUCCACCGUCUGAGUCAGAAGCACGCCACGGAGCUACAGCACGUCAACUUUAUUAAUGAUCAGAUCUUUGAAUCCCUCCGUACAGACCUCCGAGACGAGGUGGAACGUCUUGCGAAAGAAGUCAAGUCCGUUCCUGCCGUCGCGUCAGACCUGCUCAAGGCGGAUGAUCGUGCCCUCGCCGAGCUUAACGAGCUCUCCUUGUCCAUCAGCGUCAAGCAGGAAGGUGCCCUCGACGUCGACGAGCUGCAAGGCCGGGCGGACAGGCUCACGCGGGCAUUGCACCUUUUCCGUGCCGGAGCCGUCAAGGAUCGUCUUGAUCUGCAGCUGAAGAAGAACUGA